CAAUUUUAUAUAUAUCGGCGCAGCGAUAGAUUAACUUCAGUUAUUUUAAGAUUUUGUAACUCUUAAAAUUAAUUACAAUGUUUUAAAAGAAUAGCGAACUAUUUUAGUUAGGUUUUUUAAAAGCAUGUCUUUCUUAUUUGAUUGUUUUAAACUAAAAAUAGUUAAAGUUAAAUUAUAAUUAUUUAGUUAAGUUAAAAUGAUUAAUUAGUUACCGUAAAAUAGGUGCGCAUCAAUGUAAACAUUUAAUUGAAACAAUUCUCGUAAAAUUGAUUAUCUGAUUCAUCCCCUCUCGAUUUUGCUAUAAAUACGAGUACUUGUUGCCGCGCGCCUCAUUCCGGCUCGAGCAGCCGAACAGUGUACAUCUCUUAUUAUAAUUGUUACGCUGUCAAUUUAAGUGCAAAGUAAUAAAGUGAUUAUUUUGAAGAAAUUAUAGUUUAAAUACUGUUACUAUGCAGGAUAGUGAUAAUAAUGAUGAGAAUGACGUCAGCAAUGCUGACGUCAUUAUUUUUAAAAACACUUUGGUGUCGGCUUCGCCGUCAUCAGAAGUGGGAUCACAUGCCACUUCCGCUCAACAACAGCCUGAUGUUAUAACACGAACAGAACCGCAUCAUGGAUUGAAUAUCACAGGCAAUAGUGGAACUUUGUCGCAGCAAGAACUAUCACAAGCACCUUUGAUCAAUGCGUCAAUGAAUAGCAUACCACCACAAUUAAUGAUGCAGAUGAUGCAAGUGAUGCAGCAAAUGUCGGAACGCCUAAGUAAACCAGCGGAAACUAAAGUGCGUAUUACCGACAUUUAUCUACCAUCAUUCGACCCCGACACGAAUGUGGGAAUACGCGAGUGGUGUCAACACAUCGACAAAGCCAUAGAAACAUACAAUCUUAAAGAUUUUGAUAUACGCAUGAGGAUUGGCAGUCUUCUAAAAGGAAGAGCGAAAAUGUGGGUUGACGAUUGGAUGGUUACCACAGCAACAUGGGCCGAACUACGCAACAAUCUAAUCACAACUUUCGAGCCAGAAAACCGUUAUUCCAGAGACAUAGUUCGGUUUAGAGAACAUGUGUACGACUCUUCUAAGAAUAUUUCAGAGUUCCUAUCACGAGCUUGGGUCUUAUGGAGGAGGAUCACCAAGGACAAACUAUCAAAUGAAGAUGCAGUUGAAGCAGUGAUUGGAUGCGUAGAGGACGAAAGACUGAGGAUCGAGCUACUAAAUACAAGAGCCACAACAGUGCCAGAACUGAUAUCCGUGGCAUCAUCAAUAAGAACGAUGAAGCGUCCUCAUCCAAAUUCAAAUAAUACGAGUGCAGAUAAGAGACCACGUUUUUCGAAUGCAACACCAUCAACUUCGUCAUGUCAUAUCUGUAAAAAAACCUGGAGAUCAGAUAACCGUAUCGGCGGAAAAUGAACCUCCAGCAUCAGCAGAAGAACCUACACCAUCUACUUCACGAGUCAGCAUGGUCGAGCAACAAACACAAGAAACAGCUGAUAAAAGCGUACGUAUGUUUCAUAUUUUAAUUAUUACUUACUAAAACAUCACCAUAACAAUCACAACGUCAAAGUACACCAAGUACGACAAUGAUAUGACAAAGUACCACAGAGUACGGCUGACAGAGUACCACAGUGUACGGCAAUUAUAUGACAAAGUACCACAGAGUACGGCUGACAGAGUACCACAGUGUACGGCAACAAUAUGACAAAGUACCACAGAGUACGGCUGACAGAGUACCACAGAGUACGGCAAAACAGAGUACCACAGAGUACGUAAACAAUAAAGUACCACAGAGUACUCUAACAAUAAAGUACCACAGAGUACGCAAUAAAAAGUACCACAGUGUACAACAUAGUACCACAGUGUACAACAUAGUACCACAGUGUACAUCAAAAUACAAAUUAAACAAAAUAAUUCACUUCCAUUAUUUAUCAGAAAAACAAAAAUAAAAUAAAAGGGGUACACAGAUACCAAUCUCAAAAGAAAAACAUUUCUUUGUUCUAGAUAAACUUCGAGAAUCAUCGAGAGAAACGUCUUAUACGCGGCUGGUGCAGAGCGCGCACCGCCGAUCAGAACGGCCGUAUCGGCGCAGCGAUAGAUUAACUUCAGUUAUUUUAAGAUUUUGUAACUCUUAAAAUUAAUUACAAUGUUUUAAAAGAAUAGCGAACUAUUUUAGUUAGGUUUUUUAAAAGCAUGUCUUUCUUAUUUGAUUGUUUUAAACUAAAAAUAGUUAAAGUUAAAUUAUAAUUAUUUAGUUAAGUUAAAAUGAUUAAUUAGUUACCGUAAAAUAGGUGCGCAUCAAUGUAAACAUUUAAUUGAAACAAUUCUCGUAAAAUUGAUUAUCUGAUUCAUCCCCUCUCGAUUUUGCUAUAAAUACGAGUACUUGUUGCCGCGCGCCUCAUUCCGGCUCGAGCAGCCGAACAGUGUACAUCUCUUAUUAUAAUUGUUACGCUGUCAAUUUAAGU
Maniola jurtina (meadow brown) is the source of this 2449-nucleotide messenger RNA. RefSeq lists its product as uncharacterized. The coding region runs from base 450 to 1400 and encodes 316 amino acids. Lineage: Eukaryota; Metazoa; Arthropoda; Insecta; Lepidoptera; Nymphalidae. The record is from RefSeq and is a predicted model, not a curated record. The transcript has 2 exons.